Astyanax mexicanus (Mexican tetra) is the source of this 1736-nucleotide messenger RNA. It is a transcript of the gene fah, whose product is annotated as fumarylacetoacetate hydrolase (fumarylacetoacetase). Lineage: Eukaryota; Metazoa; Chordata; Actinopteri; Characiformes; Acestrorhamphidae. Gene Ontology annotation, biological process: L-tyrosine catabolic process; L-phenylalanine catabolic process; homogentisate catabolic process. The record is from RefSeq and is a predicted model, not a curated record. Gene Ontology annotation, molecular function: fumarylacetoacetase activity. The transcript is spliced from 14 exons. Bases 21 to 1370 code for a protein of 449 amino acids.
CGAGGAGGCGGUAAGCUCACAUGGGUGCAGUGGAGGACAUCUGGAAGGGUUUAGCUUUAGUUCUGCUGUUGGUAACUUUGAGAAGUGUUCCUGAAACUCACUGCAGCUUAAACAUGUCUUUUAUAAAAGUGGAGGAAAAUUCAGACUUCUCUUACCACAACCUGCCCUAUGGAGUCUUCUCCACCCAGGACAAUCCUCGGCACAGGAUUGGUGUUGCUAUAGGAGACCAGAUUUUGGACCUCAUUGUCAUUAAACACCUUUUCAAUGGACCUGCACUUGGGAAGCACCAGGAUGUGUUUGACCAGCCUACACUCAAUGCUUUCAUGGGCCUGGGCUAUGACGCCUGGAAGGAAGCCAGAAGAUACCUGCAGAAGCUGCUGGCUGCCAACGAGUCCACACUGCGUGAUGAUGUGACAUUGAGGACCAGAGCCUUCGUGGAUCAGAGAUCUGCAGCAAUGCAUCUGCCAGCUGAGAUAGGAGACUACACCGACUUCUACUCCUCUCGAGACCAUGCCACUAACGUUGGGAUCAUGUUCCGAGGCAAGGAGAAUGCCCUGAUGCCCAACUGGCUGAGGCUGCCGGUGGGGUAUCACGGCCGAGCUUCAUCUGUGGUAGUGUCAGGAACCCCUAUUAGAAGACCUCAAGGCCAGAUGAGGCCAGACCCAGCCAAACCACCUGUAUUUGGGGCUUCAAAGCAGUUGGAUAUUGAGCUGGAAAUGGCAUUCUUUGUGGGUGCUGGGAACAAACUGGGAGAGCCAAUCCCCAUAGAGAAAGCCCACGAGCACAUUUUUGGCAUGGUCCUGAUGAACGACUGGAGCGCGAGGGAUAUCCAGGCCUGGGAGUAUGUGCCAUUAGGUCCGUUUUUGGGGAAGAAUUUUGGGACCACCAUCUCGCCCUGGGUCGUUCCAAUGGAGGCCCUAAUGCCGUUUGCAGAGCCAAAUGUGGUUCAGGACCCAGAGCCCCUCCCAUAUCUUUGCCACCAAGAUCCCUACACCUUCAACAUCAACCUCUUUGUCUCAGUAAAAGGUGAGAAGAUGAGUAAGGCAUCUACCAUCUGCAAGUCCAACUUCAAGUAUAUGUACUGGACAAUGAAGCAGCAGCUGGCCCAUCACACAGUCAACGGCUGCAAUGCCCGUCCAGGAGAUCUUCUGGCAUCCGGGACCAUCAGUGGACCAGAUCCUGAGAGUUUUGGUUCCAUGCUGGAGCUCUCAUGGAGAGGCUCGAAGACGAUUGAUCUGGGUGGAGGAGAGAGCAGGACUUUCCUCAAAGACGGAGAUGAGGUCACCAUUACAGGUUAUUGUGAAGGCCGGGGUUACCGUGUUGGUUUUGGUCAGUGCCAGGGGAAAAUCAUUCCUGCCCUGCAACAGUGAUGCUAACCCUCUCUCCCUCUCUUUGUCCAUCCCUCCAUCCAUCACACAACCUCCAGGGCUCAUCCUGCACCAGAUUCAGUCUUAUCAGUCAUGUUUAAAUAUUCAUGACCUUUUUAAAAUCUCUCUUAACGGAGGCCAAACACUGAGUUCAGAACUGAAGGCCAGCUGCUUUUAUUAAGCUUCCACUUUUUAAUGAUUCAUUUUUUUUAAAUAUAUCAAAGCUUGUUUCUCAGUGCAGAGUGUGUGUGUGUGUGUGUGUUUGAGUCUGUGGUUGGUGUGUGUGUGUGUGUGUUUUACCUACAGCAGUAUUAUGUUUAUUUGUGUGUUUGUUACCCAGCGUCAGCUAAUAAAAGUUACUGAAUUCUU